AUGACAUCACCCUCCUCUCCCCCCAGCAAGCGGAAACGCAGCGCUUCCCACCUCCCCGUGGCCCAGCCCGGCACCGCAGAGCUCCAGCCCUCUUCGCGCGACGCGUCCGGCGAAGAAGGCGGCGAGGACUCAACUGGCCCGGUCAGCGCGCCGGCCGCCAGACACAAGAAGCAGCAGCAGCAGCAACAGACCCCAGCAGACGCCGUCCCCCCUUCGAAACGGGCCCGCAAGAGCUCCGGUGAUGCCAGCUCGACUGUCACCACCAAUGGCGCCGAUGCCACGAUUCACAAGGAGGACCCGGGCGAGCCAUCAGAGACCACCAUCGCCAGCAGUGAUAUCGAAAACCGACCCCGGAGGAGCCCUGCUCUGCACAUCAACCUCCCGGUUGAGGACCAGAAAGCUAUUUCUCCGCCGCAGCGCGGUGGGUUGCAGGACCCGGUGGGAUACCACACGAACCCUCCGCCAACAGGACGGCCGGUGCGGGUGUAUGCGGAUGGAGUGUUUGAUCUGUUUCAUCUGGGCCACAUGAGACAGCUCGAACAAGCCAAGAAGGCCUUCCCAGAAGUCUUCCUGAUUGUCGGAGUAACAGGCGACGAAGAGACCCAUACGCGCAAAGGUCUGACCGUUCUCAGCGGCGCCGAACGUGCUGAAACUAUCCGCCAUUGCAAAUGGGUCGAUGAGGUCAUUCCCAACUGUCCCUGGAUCGUAACCCCAGAGUUCCUCGCCGAACAUCAGAUUGACUACGUCGCCCACGACGACCUCCCGUACCAGGCGGCUGAAGGCGAUGAUAUCUACGCGCCGAUCAAGGCCCAGGGCAAGUUCUUGGUCACUCAGCGGACUGAGGGUGUCAGCACCACCGGUAUCAUUACACGCAUUGUCCGUGAUUAUGAUCAGUAUAUUUCUCGUCAAUUCAAGCGCGGUGCUUCUCGCCAGGAACUCAACGUGUCAUGGCUGAAGAAGAACGAGCUUGAAAUCAAGCGCCACGUCGUCGAGCUCCGCGACAAUAUUCGCAACAACUGGACUAUGACCGGUCAAGAGCUUGGCCGUGAACUGCGUCAGAUCUGGCAGAAUAGCCGGCCCGGCAGCCCAGCCCCUAGUGCUCGCAACAGCGUGGACUACGGCAGCGCUCGCGGUCCCCUCGCCAGCCCGACUGGUGGCAGCAAAUCUCACCUCUCGCGCGUCGAGGCACUCAACCGACCGGACAGCCCAGGAGUUGGCCGGAACGAGGAUUUUGCGACAGGUUACAGUUUGGGAUUGAUUGGUGGUGUACGGGCAUGGAUGGCCCGCAGUCGCCUGUCUCUCCAGGAACCCUUGAGCCACCCGCACUCGCCUACCGACGAGGAGCCCGAGUCGGAGCCCACCAAUGGCUUCGAUGAUAACGAAGAGCUUCGUGGCCGUGCCGGUAAGGGUGUAUCCCAAUAG
Penicillium macrosclerotiorum is the source of this 1422-nucleotide messenger RNA. Its product is annotated as choline-phosphate cytidylyltransferase. Gene Ontology annotation, molecular function: phosphatidylcholine binding; choline-phosphate cytidylyltransferase activity. Gene Ontology annotation, cellular component: nuclear envelope. Gene Ontology annotation, biological process: CDP-choline pathway. The transcript has 4 exons. The coding region runs from base 1 to 1422 and encodes 473 amino acids. Lineage: Eukaryota; Fungi; Ascomycota; Eurotiomycetes; Eurotiales; Aspergillaceae. The record is from RefSeq and is a predicted model, not a curated record.